UUCUGACGUCACGUUCUGACGCCGCAAUCAGGAAGUGCUAGUCCCACAACAAGGACAGCUGAAGCUGCGUGUUCUCCUGACUUGUCAGAACUGGCAUGACGGGGGCGGCGGUGCUUAGAGCUCUCCGGACCCUGCGCCCCCGGACACUGGCCGCGACCUCAGGCAGGUUACCGGCCCCGGUGGAGUGCGUCCUCCCGCCGGCUUCGUGCGUGUUGUACUCGCCUUGGAGGACCGCUCCUGUCAGGACGCUGCAGCUGUGCUCCGCCUUAUGUGCCGGUCACAACAAGUGGUCAAAGGUGAGGCACAUCAAGGGACCCAAGGAUGAGGCGAGGGGCAAGAUCUUUAUGAAGUUUGCGAUGAUGAUAAAAAUAGCUGUGAAAGAGGGUGGAUCCAACCCAGACCUGAAUAUAAACUUAGCCCACGUACUGGAGCAGUGCAGGAGUAAGAACAUGCCUAAAGCCUCCAUAGAUGCUGCUAUAAAGAGUGCGGAGAAGACUAAACCGGCAUCCCAGCACAUAUUUGGAGCUCGGGGGCCCGGUGGAUGUCUGCUGCUCAUUGAGGUCCUGACUGACAACCACCCACGCAGCCACCAGGAUAUCAAACGCCUGCUUAUCAAGAACAGAGCGGCGCUGUCAGACGGAGCCCAUCACAACUUCAGCAGGAGGGGGGUGGUGGUGGUGCCGGGUCAGAACGUCUUGACGGAGCGAGCUUUGGAGCUGGCCAUCGAGGCGGGAGCUGAAGAUGUCCAAGAGACCAAGGAUGAGGAGGAGCAGCCCGUCCUGCAGUUUAUUUGUGACAUGACAGACUUGAGGAAAGUGCGAGCCUCACUGGAGGAGCUGGGGAUGCAGAUUACAUCUGCUGGGCUGGACUAUGUUCCCCGCACCCUCUUGUCUCUGGACCAGGAUCAGCUAGAUGCUGCUUCAACGCUGAUAGAAGCCCUCAAUGACUAUCCAGACGUAGUCCGAGUAUGGGACAACAUCCAGACUGACAGCUGAGCAUGAUUCCUGGACACUUGGUGGACACUGAAAAUCUUAUGUGGAAUAUUUGAUUUCACAGAGAAUGAACCUGUACUGCUUGUUAAAAUGUGUCACACUGCUCAUCAUUAUUAUCAGUAAGAAAAUAUGAGUGUAUCGGCCAUUUUGAUGCUCCCUGUGUGGGACUUGGAAGCAAAAUGAACAUGUGGUCCUUGUUAAGAUAUAAAGUGAUAUUUCCUAA
Molecule: messenger RNA, 1215 nt
Organism: Epinephelus moara (kelp grouper)
Lineage: Eukaryota; Metazoa; Chordata; Actinopteri; Perciformes; Serranidae
Gene: taco1
Product: translational activator of cytochrome c oxidase 1
Exons: 6
Coding region: 96-995 (299 amino acids)
Cellular component (GO): mitochondrion
Source: RefSeq, a predicted model, not a curated record